GCUAAUUCGUACGAAUGACCACACCUAACCCUACCCCUAAACCUACCCCUUACAGGAAUCAUGCAAAAUCAUUAUUUUUAGUGCACAUUUUAUGAGCGCGUGCGUUCUCUGGGAUCACGUAAUUACAUAUCGUCGUAUAACGCAAUGCUCUACCAACCAAGCUACACGAAACCCGAACUAUGAUGCAGAUAAAAGAGUAAAAAACAUUAUGUCCUGUUGCCGAUAGGGGCGCAAUUGUAGCAUACGCUCUGAUGGGUCGUAUUUCAGGGAUUUGGACAAACGACCUAUACGUAUUGGUUGGAGGACAGAUUCACAUCAAGAACGAAAGUUCUCAAUGCUGGAGAGCUGGAUGAACAGCCAUACUUCUGAUCUAACUUCAGUCAAAUCUGAUUUUCAGAUCACAGGUGGUGAUCUAGAAAAGAAGGUUGCUGAGCUGCAGACCUUAGUGUUCAUCUUGAGUUCAUAUUUGAACACGUCUGGAGCAAGUAACCCAAUGACCAGGGAAAUGCAAAUAAAGAAGUUGUCUAAUAUUGAGACCCUGAUGACUGAUCUUGGCUCCUCGCUGAGUUCACUCACAUCCAAACAAGAAGAAAACCUACAAAAGCUGGAGCGCCAGAAGAAUGUGUCACACACUGAAGUCAAGAGUUUGAUGGACAGUUUGAGGUCUGCAGUAUCGGCUCUUAGGGACGAGCUGACAGAGAACAGUUUGGUGACAUCUAUUGUUUCUCUACAGUCUAUUCCACGCACACAACGGAUCUUGAUGGACAUGGCAAGCUCACUGUCAGACCUGAAGCAUUCAGUAGGAGGACUGAGAUCAUCUAUUCAGACUCUUUCUUAUAAACUGUCAUUUACAAACUUGCUUACGUCAGGCUGUACUGAACCCAAUUGGAUCCCGUUCAGAAACAGCUGUUACCUGUUCGCGCAGGAUACAAUGAACUGGACCAAAGCAAAAGAUUACUGCGAAGAGAAGGGCGCGUUACUCCUAAAAAUUGAAGAUGGUUCUGAGAAGGAGUGGCAAUUUGUUACCAAUUUUGCCAAACCACAUGACUACUGGAUUGGUCUCACAGACCAGAACACAGGGCAGUGGAGAUGGGCGGAUGACACUCCUUACAUUAUGAAUAGAGAACACUGGCGUCCUGGGCAGCCAGAUGACUGGACUGAACACGACCUGGGAGAAGGAGGAGAGGACUGUGGGCAAAUUGCAUAUGAUGGGAUGCUUAAUGAUGCCCACUGCUCUGCCAAAAUGAAGUAUAUAUGUGAAAUGCGAAACUGAAUGAAUUAAAUUUUCACACCUUGCAAGCACAGUGUAAAUAGGCUUUGUUUUGACCGUAUUAAGUUUUUGUGUGUGUGAAUUGUGUAAAUUACAAGCCACAUUAAAGAUGUGUUUAUCAGUGUUGUGGUGUAGUUACUAAUAUGACUAAAUUAAUAUCUCUUUCUACCAAAUUAACCUUUCUCGUUUGAAUGGAAACAGUGUGCCAACUGUAAACAAAUCAACAAGAAUCAAACUGAUGAACUAAUAAAAUACUCAGUCUUCCUGUCAUGCAGUAGAAAGGGUCUGAAUGACAUCCUCAAUAUUGUGAUUAAACAAAUAAUUAUUUCAAAUACUUCAAAUUGUGUCAUAAUUUCAAAUGAUUAUUGCAUGAUUUUUAUUGUAAGACAAAGGCAGUGAGAUGAGGUAUCACUAUUCUAAAGGGGCAGUUCAGGCAUUCGACGCAUUAAAAAUGAGUUUUUUUU
This is a messenger RNA of Onychostoma macrolepis, 1734 nucleotides long. RefSeq names its product asialoglycoprotein receptor 1-like. The coding region runs from base 335 to 1273 and encodes 312 amino acids. The transcript is spliced from 9 exons. NCBI's taxonomy places the organism in Eukaryota, Metazoa, Chordata, Actinopteri, Cypriniformes, Cyprinidae. The record is from RefSeq and is a predicted model, not a curated record.